AUGCCUGACAAAUACUCGAUUAUUUUGCCAACGUAUAACGAGAAGAAAAACUUGCCCAUUCUUGUAUACCUUAUAAACAAAACCUUCACGGAGGAAGAAUUGGACUGGGAAGUUGUCAUUGUCGACGAUAACAGUCCUGAUGGAACUCAAAAGGUGGCUGAGAAGUUGAUCGACAUCUUCGGUCCCGAGCACAUCCAGUUGAGACCAAGACCGGGCAAAUUGGGUCUAGGUACUGCUUACGUGCAUGGUUUGCAAUACGUGUCCGGUAACUUUGUGAUCAUCAUGGACGCUGAUUUCUCGCAUCACCCAGAGGCUAUUCCAAAAUUCGUUGCCAAGCAGAAAGAAGGCAACUACGAUAUUGUUACAGGUACACGUUAUGCUGGUGACGGUGGAGUGUACGGCUGGGACUUGAAGAGAAAGUUGGUUUCCAGAGGUGCCAACUUCUUGGCCUCGACUGUCUUGAGACCACACGUCUCCGACUUGACUGGAUCGUUCAGAUUGUACAAGAAGGACGUUUUGUCCAAGGUUAUCAAUGAGACAAAGUCGAAGGGCUAUGUUUUCCAGAUGGAGAUGAUGGUGAGAGCCAAGGCUUUGGGCUUCCAGGUGGGCGAGGUACCUAUCAACUUUGUCGACAGAUUGUACGGUGAGUCUAAGUUGGGUGGUGACGAGAUUGUUCAGUACUUGAAGGGCGUUUGGUCGUUGUUUGUCAGCGUGUAA
Messenger RNA from Candidozyma auris, 717 nucleotides. RefSeq names its product dolichyl-phosphate beta-D-mannosyltransferase (gene DPM1). The transcript has a single exon. The coding region runs from base 1 to 717 and encodes 238 amino acids. Gene Ontology annotation, cellular component: endoplasmic reticulum membrane. The record is from RefSeq and is a predicted model, not a curated record. Gene Ontology annotation, molecular function: dolichyl-phosphate beta-D-mannosyltransferase activity. NCBI's taxonomy places the organism in Eukaryota, Fungi, Ascomycota, Pichiomycetes, Serinales, Metschnikowiaceae. Gene Ontology annotation, biological process: protein O-linked glycosylation via mannose; GPI anchor biosynthetic process.